Molecule: messenger RNA, 590 nt
Organism: Camellia sinensis
Lineage: Eukaryota; Viridiplantae; Streptophyta; Magnoliopsida; Ericales; Theaceae
Source: RefSeq, a predicted model, not a curated record
UAGAGGUCCCACUCAAAUGCGUAAUAUUUGGUGUACUCGUGAUGAUGAGUGCCUAACAGUCAAUUGGAACAUACUUGGCCAACCUGAUGACAAAUUGGCAACAAAGUUAUCAUCGUUCAUUGGAACUAUUGUGCGUGAUGGGAAAAAUGCACCACUCAUUUACAAAAAUUGGCAUAAAGUCCCAGAACAUUACAAAGAUCACAUAUGGGCACUUGUACAGUCAAAGUUUGAUCUUCCAAGUCAUGCUAGGAAGUGGGUUAUGAAGUGCUCUGGUAAGAAGUUAAAAGACUGGAAGGGAAACAUAAAGAAAAAUUAUUAUAAGAACCACUUGAGUUUUGACCAACAAAAGCAUUAUAAAGAUAGUAGAGUAUAUGCUGAUAAGUGGGAACACCUUAUUAAGUAUUGGGCCAUCGAAGAAGUAAAGGUAUACUCGAUCUGAUCAUUAUAUGUUAUUUUACUUGCCGUAGUUUGGACACCAUUAAUUUAUGCAUUUGUAAUUUUAGGCAUCAAGUGAUAAGAACAAAGCAAGUCGUGCCAAGCGAAAGUAUAAUCAUACUACUGGAACAAAAAGUUUUCCACGUGUUCGGAAG